UCAACUGUUACAUUUUGUUUACAGGAGAAGACGAACGCCGUGAAAGCGUUGGCUCGCGAACAGUGCGAGGCAGCGGUACAGUUGCAACGACAGCAGCAGCUACAGCAACACCAGAGCCAGCAGCAGCAACAGCAACAUCAACUUCGCGGUCCGUUGGCCAUCCACCACGCCGGGUGUCCGACGAAAAUCGGUCCUGUGACGAGCCAACCGAACGCCAGUAGCCACGCGACGCACGCUCGCGGUCCGCAGUACCAGCAUUAUCACCAUCAUCAUCACCAUCGGCACGUGUCGAUGUCACCACCUCCUUUGUUACUCUCGUCGCCGGCGCCGAUCGCGGCGACGCACAAUCAUCUGAAUGUCAGCGGGCAUAGGAAUGUGGUAACACCGCCGGACACGCCAGCGGACAGGUCGCCGCCGAGUCCUGGAAAUAAACUGAACAGAUCGCAGCAUUUGCCCCGAGAGGCGACGGGCAGUGUUAGCCCUGGACUACCGGCGGCCACUCUCGAUCUGAGCAGCGCGGCGACCACAAACAGUCCCCACGAACUCUCCACGUUGGUUUAGUGGUGUUUUAGAGGCUUGGUUUUUUCAUCAGUUCGCAGAUACACAAUUUUAUUUAUUAGUAGACUGCGGAUUUUUUGCAUUUAUGGAUAAUGUGUAAUAUCAAAAUCUGCAAGGUAUUAAAAUGCGUGAAUGAUGCAAGAAUUGAAUUCAUAUAAAUGUUUGGUUUGCAUACGAAUUCUCAGUCUAUUUUUUUUAUAAGCUUAAAUGAUGUUGAAUCAACAUAUUCAACUAUUUCAUAUCAAUGAUUGAUAGACUUGAUGCGUUUACGUAUUGCCGGUGAUAAAAUAAUUAAAGAUAAACAAAAUAUUUAAAGGGGGAUCGAUAGUAGUAAAAGACCUAAAAACGGCUGAUUAAAAUAUUUUAUGCAUCCACUGCCAACUAUGGAAUAACUUUUUUUAAAUUGGUCGAUCUAGUUUGAGUUAAUGGAUAAUACUUCGUUGUAAAAAUUCAAUCAACAUGAUCUCGAAUGAGCUUAAUACAUUAUUUACCGUGGAAAAGUAAAAAAUCGAAACAAAUGUUCUAAGAAAAGUUGAAGUUGCUCGUUGACGUAUGUUGAUUAACAAAUUAAUUCUAACGACUGAGCGAUCGAAAAAAUGUUGAAUAUACUGUCGAGAAAGGAAUGACUAUUUUCUAUCCGCGUGUAUCUUGCCAUUAUCAUACUAUUAACUAUUACAUACAGUUAGUAUUAUUCGAUUACGUUAUAAUUGAUACCGAUAUCCUUGCCUUAUUAUUAUCGUCAUUAUUGUUAAUGUUACGAAACCUCUAGUCCUAGAUUACUUUCGUCUUUGCGAAAGAAUAAGGUUCUUAGACUUUUGCAUAACCGCGUGCGCAUUCACAAAGUUUGAAGUUCAGAAACCAGAAAUCUCUCCAUUAUACAUAUAACAAAUAAGUCUUUCACAAACCUCUGUUAAUUUUGUUAGAAAUUAUGAUAAACUUUGUAUAGUACUUUGAUCAAAUCGCAUUUAGCAUAUAAAUAAGAAUUAAUAAACGUUUGUUAUUUAA
Molecule: messenger RNA, 1563 nt
Organism: Ceratina calcarata
Lineage: Eukaryota; Metazoa; Arthropoda; Insecta; Hymenoptera; Apidae
Product: protein odd-skipped-like
Exons: 1
Source: RefSeq, a predicted model, not a curated record